ACGUGAGGAAUGGCAUGCUGAUAUUUCGCUUUCAACAAACACAAAGGAUUACUUUACUCCUUGAGUAAUGCAAUUUUAUGGACUGUACUUUUCCUCAUGUCAUAACUUGGACUAGUGACUGACGUUAAAUAGGCGGGGUGUGAACAUACGCUGUAUAAAAACAACAGGUAACGAUGUAAAGACCAGUAGCGUCACUGGUGGAUGGCGAAAGUCCUUCAAAAUGGGCAACUGGAUCAUUAACCAUGGACUGUCAUCCUUCAUACUGGUGGUCUGGAUGGCCAUCAACAUAUUCCUGUUCCUUUGGUUUUAUUUCUUCUACGACUUGGGGGAUCAGUUUUUCUACACACGCCACAUUUUAGGGUCUGCAUUGGCCUGGGCCAGAGCCCCUGCAGCCGUCCUCAACUUCAACUGCCUGCUGAUUCUGCUGCCCGUGUGUCGUAACCUGCUGUCUCUCAUUCGCGGCUCCUUCAUGUGCUGUGGGCGAACUAUGAGGAAACAGUUGGACAAAAAUAUCAGUUUCCACAAGUUGGUGGCCUACAUGAUUGGGCUGAUGACAGCUGUUCACACCAUUGCCCAUUUGCUGAAUGUGGAGUGGUACUAUAAUAGCAGGCUUGGGGAGUAUGAUGACCUCAGCACGGCCCUGUCCAGCCUGGAUGACUCAGGAAACACCACCUUCCUGAACCCAAUCCGUUCUACAACCACUACGCCGACCCUCCUGGUGUUCACCACCGUCGCGGGGAUCACAGGCGUAAUCAUCACGCUGUCACUCAUCCUCAUGAUCACCUCAUCCAUGGAGGUCAUCAGGCGCAGCUACUUCGAGGUCUUCUGGUUCACACACCACCUUUUCAUCGUCUUCUUCGCUGGGCUGGUCAUCCAUGGAGCCGGACGCAUCGUGCGAAGUCAGACCACCACCAAUCCACCACAUAAUGCCACCUUCUGUAAAGAUCGAAUAGAUGACUGGGGGAAGAUUCAGGAGUGUCCCGUUCCCCAGUUUGCAGGGGGGUUCCCACAGACCUGGAUGUGGGUGAUCGGUCCCAUGAUCCUCUAUGUGUGCGAGCGCUUGCUGCGCUUCAUCCGCUACAUGCAGACCGUCAAAUACAGAAAGAUAGUUAUUCGACCAUCCAAAGUGUUGGAGCUGCAGCUGGUGAAGAACGGUUUCAAGAUGGACGUGGGUCAGUAUGUCUUCCUCAACUGCCCAGCCAUCUCCCAGCUGGAGUGGCACCCCUUCACCAUGACCUCGGCCCCCGAGGAGGACUUCUUCAGUGUGCACAUCCGCUCCGUGGGCGACUGGACCCAGAAACUAAUCAGCAUUGUGGAGCAGCUUCCUGAGGGGGCUGAGGGACCCAAAAUGGGUGUAGACGGACCGUUUGGUACGGCCAGUGAGGAUGUGUUUGACUACGAGGUUGCCAUGCUGGUUGGCGCUGGCAUUGGAGUCACCCCCUUCGCCUCCAUCCUCAAGUCCAUCUGGUACAAAUUCAAAGACUCCAACCCAAAGCUACGCACCAGAAAGAUCUACUUCUAUUGGUUGUGCAGAGAGACGCAUGCCUUUGAGUGGUUUGCAGAUCUGCUGCAGCUGCUGGAGAGGGAGAUGGAGGAAAGAGGCAUGGGAAGCUUCCUGACCUACAAACUCUACCUCACUGGAUGGGAUCAGAGCCAUGCAAACCAUGUGAUGGUUCAUGCGGAUGCGGACACAGAUGUGGUCACUGGUCUGAAGCAGAAAACCAACUACGGCAGGCCCAACUGGGAUAAGGAGUUUGAACAAGUGCGCAAAGAGAAUCCAACGUCAGUGGUGGGCACAUUCUUAUGUGGCCCUGCAGUCUUGGCUACUGUCUUGUCAAAGAAAUGUGUCAAAUACACGGAUGUCGAUCCCCGAAAGACCAAAUUCUACUUCAACAAGGAGAACUUCUGAGCAAAACAAUGAGCAAAACAAUCUGCUCCACUUGAAGGAAAAGCUGUAUCUUUGGUCUUCCAAAAUGUUGGCAACAGAGAUGUUUUUAGACCAUUCAUCUGAACACAAUGAACGAUGACCAAUCCUGGCUUUGGUCAACAAGCCAUGGUGGAGUUGAUACCUUUCAGAAAAGUCUGCAAAAAGUUGGGGGCAUAAAUCUUGGACUGAAAGCUGGCUGCCUCAGUGACUAUAUGGGUGUGUUACAUAACUUGAAUACCUUUUUAGAUUCUACCUCUUCUACAGAAAACCAACAAGCCUUGCACACAGAGACAAAAGCUUUGUUAUAUCUGCACUACUCAGGGAUUGGCUGGCUCCUUUGCUUCCCGCUUUUCACAAUGAAUCAUGAUGUAUGAAGUCACUUACUGUUAAUAAUCGAAGACCUUUGUACAGAAUAGCUCAUCUUGUUAAAAUGAUUGCCAUUAAAUGACACAUGGAUGAGUAAGAUAUUCACUAAAGUGUAGGGAGUUGUUUGGUAGGUUACCUGUGAUGGAGUGGUGUUACAUGUGGCCCAGGCUAACCAUUGGAUUUUGUUUGCCCCCCACAUUAUCUAAAUAUUGGAGAUUUUGAUAAGGGAAAUAAGAUUUCUCUAGAUAGCAGAGAAAUCAAAGUCACUCUUCUUGGGGGCAAUUUCUACACUACUUUAUGGGGGUGUAACAAAAUGUACACUGCCAAUGUACCGAAUAUUUUUAAUUUUCUUUUACAGAAAUGGUAGCUUGGGCAAGAUAACUGAUACACCCACCUUAGAUGCUUAAGUGUUGUUUUGUGCUUUCAAGGGGUGUGGCCACAGAAGGACACAAUACUCCUACAUUAAAGCCCUAUAGUAUAAUCAAUCUCCAUUUCCUUGUAAAUGACAUGACUGGAAGGAAAGGAGGGUGAGGCAUUGCCAGUCAGCCAGGGAAUGUGUUCCAAAUCAGAUAGGAAUUAUGUUCUUAUGAAGUGUACUUCCCUUACAAUUAUGUAACAGGGAAGACUCCAUGUUCUCUCUGACCCUACACAAUUAUUUCACAUUCUUUUUUGUCUUGAUUCUGUCGCUUUUAUAAGCAAAUAGAUCACUUUGUAGUCUAAAAUGACACUUUAAUUCUCUUCUGUACAUACCAACAGCUCAUCUGAAUAAAUACAUUCAUGCAAAAAUU
Molecule: messenger RNA, 3081 nt
Organism: Salvelinus sp. IW2-2015
Lineage: Eukaryota; Metazoa; Chordata; Actinopteri; Salmoniformes; Salmonidae
Source: RefSeq, a predicted model, not a curated record